CCCUGUGCCGCUGGGAACGGGCCUGGAGUGCAAAGGGCGAGGUCCCCCCGAUCCCAUCCCGACCCCAUAGCGGCUGUGGGGCCGCGCCGCCAAUGAAUGAAUGACCCGCGUGGGAAAAUCGCGGCCCCUUUACGCCAGGUGCCGCUACGUCACUCUUAGCCCCGCCCCUCCCGCGCAGCCAUUGGCCCGUCCCGCCGUCAGUUAUUCGGGCCCCGAGGCCGGGGGGGGGAAAACCCGGCACACCUCCGCGUUGUGGGCGGGGCCUGGCGGGCGGGAGGGCCAAUAGCAGCCGGGCUCCGGCGGAGGGGGGCGGGGCCUGCGGGGAGGAGGCGGGGGCGGGCGCGAGGCACCUGCUGAGGGGAGGGGGCGGGGGCGGGGCGGGAGGAGAGGUGCGGCCGCCCCCCCCCUCCCUUCCCGGUCCCGUCCCUCCCCUCAGGGCCGGGGCACGGCGGGGAGGGAGGGGAGGAAGGAGAGAGGCAGGGAGGCGGCGGCGGCGAUGGAGGAGCCGCUGUGCUGCUGCGAGUACGUGGACCGGCGGGGCCGGCGGAACCACCUGGCGGCGUGCUGCUGCGACUGCCGGGAGCUGGACGAGGGCUGCGACAGGUGGCUGACCUGCAGGUCCCUGCCCCCGGGAGCUCUGGAGAGGAUCGUCGACGACGUUGCGGACCGCUGCCGCGUCCCUUGGUUUGCGGGGGCCGUGAAGAUCAACGUCAGCCUCGUUCCGCCGCUCGUGCUGCUGCCCGUCUUCCUCCACGUCGCAGCUCUGCACUUCCUGCUGGGACUGGUCGUCUUGACUUCUCUUCCCGUGGUGGUGCUGUGGUAUUACUACCUCACCCACAGGAGGAAGGAGCGGACUCUCUUCUUCUUGAGCCUGGGACUCUUCUCCUUGGGCUACAUGUACUAUGUCUUUCUCCAGGAGGUGGUUCCCCGAGGCCAGGUGGGGCAUUCCCAAGUGGUGCUCCUCACCUCUGGGUUAGUUCUCAUGCUUGCAGCCUUGUUACGAGCCAAGAAAGACCCCGGCUACCUUCCCAUCCCAGUAGGCGAUGCCAAGUCAUCGCAUCAGGAUUUUCCCAACAAGAACCUUCGAGGGAGCUCCAACGGGCUCCAUGGAGUCGCCACGGCAGGAGCUGCCAGCGGCCGUGCUGUGAAUGGGGAGGCCAAAGGCUACUCCAGAGCCUCAGCCGAGGGGCCAGAAGGUGUGAGAAAGGACUGGUGUGCGAAAUGCCAGCUGGUCAGGCCAGCCCGAGCGGGGCACUGCCGGCUUUGUGGCAGGUGUGUGAGGAGACUGGAUCAUCACUGUGUCUGGAUUAACAGCUGUGUAGGGGAGCAGAACCACCAAGCAUUCAUCCUUGCGCUCUCCUUCUUCAUGCUCACCUCUGUGUACGGGAUUACACUGACCCUGGACACCGUCUGUAGGGGACGAACCCUGUUCGUGGCGUUGUUCUACUGCCCUGGGGCCUAUUCUGACUACAGCUCUGCUCUGUCGUUCACCUGCGUGUGGUACUGUGCCAUUGUAACAGCUGGCAUGGGAUACAUCCUCCUCAUCCAGCUGUUGAACAUCAGCUACAACGUGACGGAGAGGGAAGCUCGGCUGGCUCUGCGCGACAACACCGGGCGCAGGCUCCUGGGCGGGUUAGUGAUAGACACUGGCCAGUACAACAGGGGCUUUCUAUGCAACUGGGGCCACUUCCUGAGUCUGGGGUCUCCACCUCCGCUGCGCUCUGCCGAAGACAUCGUCUGACAGCCUUUUUUCCUGCAGAUGACGUUGACUGACUUUCUUUAGCGGGGGAACGGCCCCUUCCCCUAGAACUCCCCCCUCCACACCCUUCCUUUGUGGUCGGUGUGUGGGCUGCACACGCCGUCACAGACAUCGGAGGCUUUCCCAGGCAGAAUGGUUCUUUGCGUGCCAUCGGCCAGCAAUAGGUUGCGGAAAGCACUAAGCCAUAUGCACAAACCCGGAGAGCAGGAGCCUGCUGCCUUUUUGCACUGUCAGAAGCUGCACGUGGCUCAGCUUGGCAGGAAGAAGAUCACAAGGCUUUGAGAACUUGGCUUUGGGUUAGGCGCGAACUCUGGCAUCAAGAGGAACCUGCUGCUGGACUUCAGCGUGUGUGCUGGUUCCUGCAAAGGCUAAGGAAUCCCUGGCUCAUACCUACAUGCAGCAUUUUGGAGAUGUCAGGAGGGUGAACUUGUAAUAUAGAUAACACGCACUGCUGCAGAAGCCAGGCUCCUUGGCUAAAAGAGACUGUCCAGGCAGUUGCUGAGCAGCUCCCUCCUCUCUGGUGUGUUUUUUCUUCCACUUUCUAUUCCAUCCAGCUGUGUAUACAUGCUCGUGCUUGUAUUAAGUGCCUUUUGUGAGCAACAUUCCUGUAAGGCUUUGUAAGAUCCUCUCGGCUCCUGCCCUGUCUCUCUGACUGGGUGAGAAGACGCUGUCAUCUUUGAUCUCGUCAUUCUUUUGUAAGCUGAGUUUCUGUUGGGUUGACGGCUCGCCUCAUCUCCCUCAAAGUGUUUCUGCUCUGAUUAUGGAUUCUGACAUGAGACAGCAGGUAAACAUACCGAGGAAGGAGGAGAUGUUUCGAAGCAAUGUGUAAUGUGUGUGAGGGGAAAACAGACCGCUGCCUGAUGGUACAGUUGCUGUACAGAAAUGACUCCUUCCUCCUUGCAAAGGAGGGAGUCUGCGGGAGCACAGACUCUUCUGGUAGCUGCGACUUUGGUAGGCAGUGUUUUGGGUGGGGUCGGUUUUGUUGCUAAUAAGUGCUCCAGUCAGGGGGAUCUGCCUCGCUGCCUGGCUUCUGCUUUCUCAGGCCGGGAAGCCGAGGAGCAGUUCAGUGUCUGCACGUGUAGGGAGGUAGAGGGGGUGUGAGCUGGCUGCUUUUGGGGCACCUGACCCACGGCGGCAGGUGAAUGAAUGUGCUGAACGUGUUCUGCAGGAAGGUUGUGUUCCUCAGCAGCCUGCAACCGUAUUAUUACCUAGACUUGAGCUUCAGCUGCGGUCACAAGACUUUGGUGAGGACGACUUCUAGUUCUGUGGGUGGGAUUUUUGCUUUCUGUUUUAAACCCUUUCUGUGCGCUGGCCCUGCAGAAAGGUCUGGCUGGAAAAGCCUGCAGCUGUGGCACGAGAGUUGGAGCUUAGGCCUAAGAUUCAGAAGCAGUGGAAGAGCCUCGUCCUCGUUAGUUCAGGGGUGGCCAGCAGCUGGGGGGUCACACAUUCAGAAGCCCCACUACCUUUUCUCCUAAGAACAGGCGAAUGGUGCCAAAAGACAGCAGAAUUAGGGCUGUCCCCAGAGACCCCUGCUGUAUUUGGUGUGUAUGCUCCUGAUUACAUGUCCCAGUUUAAAGUGAAGGCCAUGUCCCUCUUUGCGCUGUUCGCUUUCCUCGAGUGGCGUCUGCACUUUCUAUACCCACCAGAUAACUGAGGAGCAGCUGCACUUAGGAUGGGGCUGUGCAGAAACAGCAAACUCCUUUUCAGCCAGUGAGCAAUCCUGUAUGAGGUAAAGGGGAUGCCUCCUGUGCUUCCUGACCACACAAAGAGACUUCUGACCAAUUCCCUGACAUAUGUGUUCCCCAGGCAGUGCCUGGCCCUGUAGUGCUCACUGUCCCACAGGUAUUUGGUAGCACUUUGCAGCCCACAUGCCACUAUGGCCUUGUCCUUUGCCUCAGUGGCACUGGUAGCGUAGACUUUCAAGCCCACUCCAAUUAGUGGGGUAAAGUGCCAAAGUUAAAUUUUAUUUUUGUCCUUCUUCCAAAGGGAGCCAGAACCGUUCAGGCCAGUAAAAUAGUUGUAAGGCUGGGGUUUUGUACAAGGAGAGCUCGGUGCCGAGAUUCCCCAGUGAAUAGGAAGCUCGUGUCACUCCAAUCUGCAUAGCAGUGGUGACCUGUUCUUUAAGGACAUGGCUUUUGUUUUGUUUACCCUCCUGGCUUCUUCCUGAGAGGAUUUGUGUUGUGCUUUCCGUCUCCCAAGGCACACACAAAGUAACACGAUCUAUUGCUGGCUGGAAGAGCGGAAGAGUUGCUGGCUUUGGAUGCACGCUCUGGGGCUCUCCUUUUAAUAGCCCUGAGAAGCAGCAAGAAGCCUUUGAAGGGUAACGCUCCCUCUUCCACUUUCCAGCCCGGGCAGACUGUUGGGAUCCCUUGUGCACUAAGGGGCUUUUAUUUAUUUUAUUUCUUUAUUUUAUUGCUGGGCUCAACACUGACCACUGAAAAAUUAAAACCUAGUGCAGCCUGCCAGGGCUGGAGGGUCAGGUCAGUCCUCGGGCUCCCUUUUUCCCACUACCCUGGGCAGGCAAAUCGCAGGCCAGGUGUUCGGCCUGAAGGCAGGGACCAGUGCCUUGCCCGUAAAAGAGCAGGCACCUGCGUGGCAAUAAGCAAACAGCGUGCUGCUGGCCCUUUCCAAGCCUUCCCCAUGUAGGAAGAGAGGACCUGGAGCCGAUAAGAAGCAGGGAAGGAUUUGGGUGAUAUCUAGCCUCGAUGUUUCCCCACCUAGAGGUGGAGAGGAGUUUUUCCUGCUUUAACCGUGACAUUGUGAGGCAUUUUUGUUCCACAAUUAACGUGGUCUUCAGGGAGACUCUUGAAGGGCCGGGGUCUCGAUGUUGCUGCUGUUGUAGUUUUAAGCCCUCUACGUGCAAAUGCUGACACCCUGUAGUUUGGUGACUGUGCUAAGAUCUGCACCCCAUUAGAUAGUGUGUAACUGGUGGCUUUACACUCCGAGUGUGCUCUCUGAAAUUGUGCUGCUUUGUAGACAAGUGGCAGGCCCUCCUGUUGACUGUUUUCUCCAUUUAACCCAUCCUCAGAUGACAAAAGUCGCUCGUGAGCCUGAGCUGGUGCUGCUUGUGACUUCUAAUCACAUUUCAGCCUUCAUGCUACGAUGGUGCUUUUUUUUUCUUCUAAGUAGGUUGCUUUCAAGUGUCUUGAUGAAACCAUUUGCUGUAAAAUAUCUUCUAGAGAUAAAAUGGAUACAGCCUCACUGCCUAAUGUCUUAAUAAUGUGCUCGACUUUCUCCUUCUAUAUGAAUGUAUAUUGCCUCGGUAGGGCAGGAAGCGUGUGUGAUUAUGGAUGUGUUCUCCUAUAUUGCUUUCAGCGAAGCAUUCCACAUUUUCCUAGGAUUUUCUUCCACUGCCAGGAUGUUUGUACAGUGAAACUUCCUCUGGACAGGCGAGGUUCUUUCUGAAGUGUGGGAAAUCAGCCUCCCAAAAUCUUUGUCUUUAUGGUACUGCUUUUAAUGAUAACGUGGAGAAUGAAUGACAGGCUCCAGAAGAACCGUCUGCCUUGGGGAGUGUGGGGGGGUGUUCCCCCACCCUAGCCAAAGCUUUAGGAGGAAACUUCAUGAAUCAUUUAUGAGCUUUGUUGAAAGGACUGAUGUGUGUGUGUCAGUUUACAUCUUAUCCAAUGUUUUCAAAUGGAUGCAAUUAUGAAUCAAAAUAAAUGAUUGGAAAUCA
Anas platyrhynchos (mallard) is the source of this 5432-nucleotide messenger RNA. RefSeq names its product zDHHC palmitoyltransferase 23 (gene ZDHHC23). Gene Ontology annotation, cellular component: Golgi apparatus; endoplasmic reticulum. NCBI's taxonomy places the organism in Eukaryota, Metazoa, Chordata, Aves, Anseriformes, Anatidae. The record is from RefSeq and is a predicted model, not a curated record. Gene Ontology annotation, biological process: peptidyl-L-cysteine S-palmitoylation; protein targeting to membrane. Gene Ontology annotation, molecular function: protein-cysteine S-palmitoyltransferase activity.